Molecule: messenger RNA, 618 nt
Organism: Adelges cooleyi (spruce gall adelgid)
Lineage: Eukaryota; Metazoa; Arthropoda; Insecta; Hemiptera; Adelgidae
Product: ras-like GTP-binding protein rhoA
Exons: 2
Coding region: 1-618 (205 amino acids)
Biological process (GO): small GTPase-mediated signal transduction
Molecular function (GO): GTP binding; GTPase activity
Source: RefSeq, a predicted model, not a curated record
AUGACUAACAAUACAGUGAUUCAGAAGAAAGUCGUUAUAGUGGGAGACGGUUCCAGCGGCAAGACCAGUCUGCUGUUGGUGUUCUUCAAGGACGAGUUCCCUGAAGUUUACGUGCCGACCGUGUUCGAAAACUUCGUCACCAACAUCGAGGUGGCCAACAAGACGGUCAGGUUGGCGCUAUGGGACACGGCGGGACAAGAGGACUACGACAGGCUGCGUCCGCUGUCGUAUCCCGGCAGCGACGUGGUCCUCAUUUGUUAUUCGGUGGACUCUCCCAGUUCUCUGGUUAACGUCCUGAACCGGUGGGCUCCCGAAGUGAGUUACUUUUGUCCCAACGUGCCCGUAAUACUGGUGGGCAAUAAGAAGGACUUGAGAUAUCAGUUAUCGGCCGCGGGUGAGGCGGAGGUGGCACCGCCGAAAGUUGAGCAGUCUCCGGUUUCGCCGAAAGAACUGAUUCUGACGAAGGAGCAAGGCGAAGCAGUGGCCAGUGAGAUUGGCGCUUUCGCGUUCCUAGAGUGUUCGGCCAAGUCUAGAGAAGGCGUCCGGGAGGUGUUUGAGGCGGCCGUAACGGCCACCAAGCGCGACAAAAAGAAUGUUGCCCAGUGUGUUUUACUUUGA